This is a messenger RNA of Gambusia affinis (western mosquitofish), 1770 nucleotides long. It is a transcript of the gene plaat1l, whose product is annotated as phospholipase A and acyltransferase 1-like. Bases 459 to 1007 code for a protein of 182 amino acids. Gene Ontology annotation, molecular function: glycerophospholipid phospholipase A1 activity; A2-type glycerophospholipase activity. The transcript is spliced from 5 exons. The record is from RefSeq and is a predicted model, not a curated record. NCBI's taxonomy places the organism in Eukaryota, Metazoa, Chordata, Actinopteri, Cyprinodontiformes, Poeciliidae. Gene Ontology annotation, cellular component: cytoplasm. Gene Ontology annotation, biological process: N-acylphosphatidylethanolamine metabolic process.
UUGAAAAUCCAAAUGAAAUCUUUGAUUUAUUGUAACUUGAUCAGAUGGAUGUUUGUAUUUCCUAGUGUGUGUUUAGGCUGGUUUCCAUGGAGACGGGCCUCCAUGUUCUGUUUCAGUGACAAGAAGAAGAAUUUAAUGCAAAACAAACUGAAGAUGAUCAAGUGAGUUUCCAGCUUCAGUUUGUUGUUUCUGUUUCUCUAAGAAAAUAACCACAACUUCCUGUUUCUGCUGAGGAAACACCUGGCGGCCCGCCUGACCCGCCCACACCCGCCGGUCCUGGGUGCUCCAUGUUGGCUCCUCAUGGAGCAGAGAUGACUCCAGGCUCAGCUGACCCGGGACCGGCAGGAGGCCGGAGGUUCUACCCCGAGGUUCUGCUGAGCCGAGCCGAGCCGAGCCGGGUGUGGCGCUGCUGCGGGUGUGAAGUGAGCAUGCUCAGUGGGCCGUGACAUCAUCACCACAUGGCUGCGCCGCAUGCAAAGCAGCAGGAAGGUUCUGUUGGACUCCGAGCUGCAGAAUCACAGCAGGACGAGACGCAGAGCAACGCAGUCAUGGGCAAGAUUAACUCGCGGCCGAAGCUUUUCCCCGGAGACAUCGUGGAAUAUCCCAGGAACAAAUACUUCUCUCAUUUUGGGAUCUACUUCGGGGAACGGGACGGCGUUCCCUAUGUGGCUCACCUGACCUGCAGAGACGCCGACACAAAGAUCCCGCUGUUCGGCCGCGCCCUGAGGUCAGAGGUCAAGCUGGAUCCUCUGGAGCUGCUGGGGAGUCAAUACAAGGUCAGCAACAUGCUGGACGGGUCGCACUCCCCCAGAGACUUCCACUCGGUGGUGAAGCCCGCCAUCGAGGACAUGCUGGGCCGAGACGUGACCUUUGACAUCCUGUUCCACAACAGCGAGCACCAAGCCACACUAUUCAGAUACGGAGUCAAAAAGUCCCAGCAGAUUGAACUGGUCUACAAACACAUCAUGCCGUCCUGGAAGAAGCUGUUUGAGGAGAAGAAGCUGUGAGGCGUUCUGCCACUAGAGGGAGCCGUCUCCUCACAUCUGCCUGAAGCUGCAUUUCCAACCUUGUUCUUCCACUAAACUUUCACACGCUUUAGAAAUACUGCUCCUCUCCUCUUCUGUCCAUUCACAGUCCGUUCUCCGACUGACGACCAAAAGUACAUUUUUAAACAUUGAAUAUUAAUCACAUUGUUGCAGAGAAAGUAUUUUUUGUCUUCCAGAUUAAAAGUCAUGAUGUCAAUUUUUUUAAUUUUCGGGAUUUUUUAAAAGUUUCUUUCCUUUUUUCUGGACUGUAACUUAUUUCUUUAAAUGUUUUGUUUUACAUUUUUUAAAAAUGUUUUUAUAUCUGUAAACAUGCAUUUUCUACUUUUUAAAAUGAUUUGUGAGGUCUUGAUGUUUCUUUAAACCAGUGUUUCUCAGUUCCAGUCCUCAGGCCCCCUGCCUGCAUGUUUUAGGUGUUUCCCUUCUGCCACACACCUGGAUUGAACAUGUGGGUGAUUAACAGGCUUCUGCAGCUCUUGAUGGUCAUACAAUCAUUAGAAUCAGCUGCUCUGGAGUAGAGACACAUCUAAAACAUGCAGAGCAGGAGGCUUGAGGACUGGGAUUGAGAAGUGCUGCUUUAAACUGAAAUUUGAUAUCUUAACAUCUCAAAUUGUCCAUGUUGAUGUUGAAGCUGAAAUAUGAAUAAGUGUUGAAUCAUGAUCAGCAUAACGCUCCCUGUUUACAUUCUGAGCAGAUGUAAAAUAAUAUUUGAUUAAAAGUCAAAUUG